UCCGGUGAAGAAUGUAGACCCGGCCGCUCCCCGUGGUAAAACAAAAUAAUCCGGCGAUGCCGGGCGCUAAAACUGGGGCAUUCCCCGCCCCGCCACUGGGAGCGAGCUCACUUCGCCAUCUCCUACGCUGCCCUCCUCCUCUCGCCACGGCCUGGCUGGGCUGAACGCGUCAGCCCGCCCUGAGGAGACGGCGGAAGGAUACUUCACUGCGCCGCCUCAGCAGCGAGUGACAGAGGAAGUAGUUCCGGCCGCGCUCGGGCCUUGUUUCCCAAAAAUAGCGCCCAGCGGAUAUCCGUGCGCCGGUGUCAGUGUCUCCUGAGGAGCCUCAGCGGGGAGGAGGCAGCGGCGGGCGGCGAGGGGCUGCGGGCGGGCGGGGGUUUAUAAGAAGAUAUAGGAACUGUUUCUCAAGCUGAAGACAAAGUAAAAGAAAACUGUAUCAUGUGUUAAAAUACCGAAGGGUGAAAUUUCUUGGAUUAGCAUAUUUCUGGAUUGCAAAGGAAAGGAAAGAAGAGACUGAAAAUGGGGAGAAAGAAAAUACAGAUCACAAGAAUAAUGGACGAACGGAACAGACAGGUCACCUUUACGAAGAGGAAGUUUGGAUUAAUGAAGAAGGCGUAUGAGUUGAGUGUACUCUGUGACUGUGAAAUAGCACUCAUCAUUUUUAACAGCUCUAACAAACUCUUUCAGUAUGCCAGCACUGAUAUGGACAAAGUUCUACUUAAAUACACAGAAUACAACGAGCCCCAUGAAAGCAGAACCAACUCAGAUAUCGUUGAGACCUUAAGAAAGAAAGGCCUUAAUGGUUGUGAGAGCCCUGAUGCUGACGAUUACUUUGAGCACAGUCCACUAUCGGAGGACAGAUUCAGCAAACUAAAUGAAGAUAGUGAUUUUAUUUUCAAGCGAGGCCCUCCCGGCUUGCCUGCUCAGAACUUCUCCAUGUCGGUUACGGUUCCAGUGUCCAACCCCAACACUUUAACCUACAGUAACCCAGGGAGUUCCCUCGUAUCCCCAUCACUGGCAGCCAGCUCAUCAUUAACAGACACGACCAUGCUCUCCCCACCUCAGACCACCCUGCAUCGGAACGUAUCACCUGGGGCCCCGCAGAGACCACCGAGUACUGGCAAUGCUGGUGGAAUGCUGGGGACAACUGACCUCACAGUGCCAAAUGGAGCUGGUACCAGUCCAGUUGGAAAUGGGUUUGUGAAUUCUCGAGCUUCACCAAGCCUGCUCGGCACUGCUGGCGGUGGGAAUGGCUUAGGCAAAGUCAUGCCUACAAAGUCUCCACCUCCACCUGGAGGAGGUAAUCUUGGAAUGAACAAUCGCAAACCGGACCUCCGUGUUGUCAUCCCACCCUCCAGCAAGGGUAUGAUGCCACCACUGACGGAGGAGGAUGAAUUGGAGUUGAAUACCCAAAGGAUAAGUAGUUCUCAGUCCACGCAGCCCCUCGCCACCCCCGUGGUAUCAGUGACAACUCCCAGCUUGCCGCCGCAGGGACUCGUGUACUCGGCCAUGCCCACUGCCUACAACACUGAUUACUCCUUGACUAGCGCAGACCUGUCUGCCUUGCAGGGAUUUAACUCCCCAGGAAUGCUGUCUUUAGGGCAGGUAUCUGCCUGGCAGCAGCACCAUCUCGGUCCAGCAACCCUCAGCUCUCUCGUUACUGGCAGCCAGAUAUCUCAGGGUUCAAAUUUAUCCAUUAACACCAACCAAAACAUCAACAUCAAAUCGGAACCGAUUUCACCUCCCCGGGACCGCGUGACUCCCUCUGGGUUCCCGCAGCAGCAGCCCCCGCAGCAGCCGCCCCCGCAGCCCCCACAGCAGCCGCCGCAGCGCCAGGAGUUGGGCCGCUCUCCUGUCGACAGCCUCAGCAGCUCCAGCAGCUCCUACGAUGGCAGCGACCGGGAGGACCCUCGGAGUGACUUCCACUCUCCUGUGGUGCUGGGAAGGCCGCCAAAUUCAGAAGAUAGAGAGAGUCCGUCAGUAAAACGAAUGAGGAUGGACACGUGGGUGACAUAAACUCGCAGUGUUGCCUCUUCAGUUUUGUGUUCUGAAAAUGAACUGUCCUGACAUAUCUAAAUUUAUAAAUAAGGACAUGAAAUAAGUAUAUUUAUAUGUAUAUACAUACGUGCAUAUAUAUAUCUUCACAUGCAUAUAUAUGUGCUAGUGUGUGUAGCAUACACAGAAUCAUCAGGCACUUAUUACAAACUUCUUGUAUAGCUGCAGAUGUCCCAUGGUAAAACGUAACAGAACAAUCCUGUAGGUAUUGAUCUAGUCUGGCACUUACCUGGACUUGUUGUUUUAAUAAUAUAACCUGUUUUGCAAAGAAACAUUGUACCCGUAUUAUAAUCCUACCACACUAGAUUGCAGAAACCAAGAGGGCUCGCCUGUAGUAACGUCCCUGUGUGUUUUAUUAAAGCUGUAUGGUUACUUGUAGUUAAGAAAUAAUGCUUUGUAGCAGCAGAGCAGUAGAAAAGCAGGAAGAAGAAAGCAAUACUGUACAUAAAAUGACCUUUAUAUUACCCCACCUGGCAUGGGUCUCUAUUGCAGAGGGUGCAUGGAGAAGGGCUGAUGCUAGAGAAAAUAAAAAAACAAAAACCUGUUUUGCACGUGCAAAAAAAAAAAAGUGUAUUGGGUCAAAGAAGUGAUUUUUUUAACAAGUGAGAGAGAGACAUAGAGAACUCGCAUGAAAUAUUCCGAAAAUAUUAGCCUAGAAAAUAGAACAUUAACAAAAUAAAAUUAAUAUAUUAAGUUAUAAUUGGAAUAUGUUUGACAAAUUUGUUUUUACGUUCAUACCUUUGAAAAAUAUAGAAACGGAUUUUAGCUCAUGUAUAUUUUAUAUUAAAGAAAACAAUACCCUAAUGAAUUGAAGACUAUAUAUAAAGUUAUAUACAGUACUUUUGAACACAUUCUGCUAUGAAUUAUUUAUAUAAGCCAAAGCUGUAUGUUGUAGCUUUUUUGUAGAGUAUAGUUUUAUCUUAUUUUGACUUUCUAGUUUUUGCUUUCAAAGAUGAAAAGGAAAAACUUGCAGGCGGAACCUUGGGGGAAAAAUAAGCCAUGAACACUUAUAUGUAAAUUUAAAUUUGAGCCAAACUCUUUGUGUAUAUAGCAUCUUAAAUAUAUUAUCACCUUUGGUGUAAGUACCUAUGUAUUGUACGUUCACCAGAUUAAAAAGUAUAUUUUUGUGGAUUGACGCCGACUUGAGAAAGGCGAGGUCCUUAUUAAGUAGAGUAUUCACUGUUUAAUAUUUACUAUUUUGUUAAAUAUACUGUACUUUCUUUGGAUUUUAAUUAUUAUUAAUAUUAUUAUCCAGAUUUUUCAGAGGGUGUAUAAAGGGGUUUGUCCCCCUCACUGGUGGUGAAUGUGUGCCGUUAAAUUGUAAUCUCUGUGCUGUAUGGUUAAGCUUCAUUAUACAUUUUAUAUAUAUGUAUAUAAAUAGCAAAGUGGCAAAAAAAAAAAUCCGGCGUUAAGUUCAUCCUGCAUAAAUAUAAAAAAAUCUGCUACAACACAUCUUAAGGCAUCGUUUUAAAACUGCCUCUUCUGAGGAGGAAGAAAAACAAAAAACAGUGGAAAAAGCUUGACCUGAUUUCUCCUGAUAGGGAAAUAACACAUAUCAGAUGAGCACAAAGGGUUUCUGAAGUGGUAAGUGGUUUGGGAUAAAGCUGCAGCUUCAGAAGGAAACAUACAGAGCCUCUUUGCUGCUUCCCUGAGGCUGAGCAGGGCCAAGGCUUGUCUGCAUGGAGCUGUGGGAAGGGGAAGGGCAGCAGCAGCUCCUGGGAAGGGCUGUACCUGAGCAGCAGUGAACUGCAGGAGCUGGGAGCACCCACCUGCAGGGGAACCAGCACUGCUCCAUGGAGCAUUCCUGCUUUGUAGGCAUCUCAUUCCCACUCCUGGCUCCAUGCAGAUCGCCUCCCUGCAUGUUCUUUUAUGCUGGGAACCAAAUUAAGUAGACCUUAAUGAAUUCUUAAUGAAUUACUGCUGGUAGUUCUGGGGGAAAAAAAAAAAGACAACAGUGCUAUUUUGUUACUGAAAGCCCUAUAAGUAAUCCCUGAUAUUUCUAAAAUAAUUUUGCCAGAUUUAAAAAAAGUAAUUGAUAUUUUUACUAAGGAGUGUGAGAAACAAAAAUCCAAUGUGAUCCAAUGGGGGUAGCUCCAGUACCUUCAUGACAGGUGACUGGAGAACCAGGCUGGUGCCUGUGGCUCUGCUGCUGUCAUGGUGACUCCUGACCACUUGCAGUCUUGGUCGCUCCAUGGCUGAGCUGUGAUGUUCUGCAGUUCCCAGGUGCAGGAGCCUGCAGGAGCCUGGAGGAAAGGGAAACUUUUCUCACAGCAGCUCAUUUAUUUCCCAGGUGACUGAAUUCACUUACCACUGCCGAGACCCUUUAAUGCUUGGAAAAGUUAUGUGGUUUUUUUUCAUUAUUUAUGCACAUAUAUGAACUUUGCUGUACAUCUGAGUGGGAGUUCUGCAUUCACAUUUACUGUCUAUUUUCUUGUGUGCCUUACGAGAUGGCUUUGCUGACUGUAUCUCAAUAGUCUUUAUUUCUAUGCAGGUUUGUAAACAGUACUAUUACUGUUUUCUUAAAGAAAAAGCUACAUAAGGGUUAGAGUUUGUAUUGAAUUUGCACCUAUGAAUUAAAAAACCAACACGUAAGUUCUUAGGAACUGCUCACGGGACUGUUCUGGUGUUGCCCUGUGCCCCAUCCCCUCCCACAGACUCAGCAGGAGACUUUGGCCGCGUUCUCUCCUAGCGGGAGAACCUCACACCACUGAAGAAAUGGGAAGCCUGAUUUUUAAUAACAGGUAACUAACUUUGGAACAUACUUUUUUAGGAACUGUAAAAAUGUUUUAUAAUGAGAAAAAGACAUAGCACAGAUAUUUCAACAGGUGAAAAAUACUUUUUUUAACUGAGUAAAUAUAUUGAAGUUUCAAGUGAAUCCAAUCCUAGUUUGAACCCAUUGAAGCCUGAGUGACUUCAGAUUUCUAUCUUAUCUUCUAUUGUGACAAAUCACCUCUCCAUCUCUGAGCUCUCACUUUAGUAUUUAAAAAUUCACAUGUAUUUGAGAAUCCCCGGUCAGGGAUUUGUCAGAACAAUGCUUCAGCCUUUCCUUUCACUCCAAGGACACUAAAGCAUCCGAACCUUGCGAAUUGCUGUGCGCACAAGAAAUACAUAGUAAAUAAGGAACAUAACAACUCCUAACAAUCCAUCAUGGGAAGAAGUUAAAUUAGAAUGUGAAAGAAAGACUUCAAUGUAAACGUUUAAAUCUUAGUAGGAACUUUCUUCACUUUGCUGUGCAAGAGAACACUGCUUUGCUAUAUUUAAAAUGGCUUUUUUAAAAGAGAUUUAUGUAUUUGGUAAAUGUUUGUAGUCAACAGUUCACAAAGAAGCUGUUCACGGUUUAAUGAUGAUAAGCCGUUUGGCGGCACAAGCUGGACUUUGUUGCCAUCCUUGAGACGAAUCUUUUAAGAAAAAAAUAAGUUAAUCUCAAUUUUUUCCCUGAAUGUGUUGUUUUUUCUUCAAUAUACAAUAAAUAUUCUAGUGAACUUUUUAUCAAAUGGUUAAGAAAAAUGCUAGAGGUUGUUGUAAAAUAUUUGUAUCCUGCAUUCACUAAAGUAAAGAUACUGGCUUUUACUGUG
This is a messenger RNA of Meleagris gallopavo (turkey), 5630 nucleotides long. The record is from RefSeq and is a predicted model, not a curated record. Lineage: Eukaryota; Metazoa; Chordata; Aves; Galliformes; Phasianidae.